Trachymyrmex septentrionalis is the source of this 1585-nucleotide messenger RNA. It is a transcript of the gene TfIIS, whose product is annotated as transcription elongation factor S-II-like. Bases 538 to 1473 code for a protein of 311 amino acids. NCBI's taxonomy places the organism in Eukaryota, Metazoa, Arthropoda, Insecta, Hymenoptera, Formicidae. The record is from RefSeq and is a predicted model, not a curated record. Gene Ontology annotation, biological process: DNA-templated transcription; transcription elongation by RNA polymerase II. Gene Ontology annotation, molecular function: zinc ion binding; nucleic acid binding. Gene Ontology annotation, cellular component: nucleus. The transcript has 4 exons.
GAUGAGCUAAAAGAAUGUACCAAUAACAACGAGCGCUCACUCAACUGUUGAGUCCGCUGGACCCAGCCAUUGGGUGCAUCUAGAAGCGAUGACCGCUCACUGAGCGCUCAGUAAGCUCUUGCAUCUGAUUGGUAUAUUCCGUUAGUACUAAAAAUAUAGACCAAACAGGUCACAAAAGCUCACUGAGCGCUCAGUGAACGAUCGUGUUUCUGGAUACACUUAUUGUAGAUCCGGGCUUACAUAAUCGAUAUUCAGUUCUAUAAAAAACGCUGCAGUAUACGCUUUUUACACUAGUUCAGAAAGUUCAGUUCAGCGAUAACGAACAAACCUCGCAAAACAGUUGGAAAGCUGUUUUGUCUGCUGAACGCAGCCAUAGCUUCGGGCGCGGGGCGCCUCAUGUCGCGGGUUAACAACAAUCGGCGAGACGCGGUUAGACACGGCCGUGAGAGUGAACGUCAAUAAAAUUACGUUUGGCAUUCACGCUUUUACUGUUUAUAACCGUCUUCGUGCAGUACAUCGUGUGUUUAAUCCCCGACGAUGAGCGCCGAGGAAGAAGUGCUGCGUAUCCAGAAAAAGCUCAACAAAAUGUCGAGUGGUGACGGGACGGGUCAAGAACAGGCUUUGGAAUUACUUAAGAUACUUCAAAAAUUACCUGUUGACUUGGAGCUUUUGACUAAGACACGCAUUGGAAUGACUGUGAAUGCCUUGAGAAAAUCAAGUAGGGAUGAGGAAGUUAUUUCUUUAUCAAAGACUCUUAUUAAGAAUUGGAAAAAGUUUCUAUCAGGAUCGAAUAAAGAGAAAGAUUCAACAUCGUCAAGUAGUUCAAAAAAGAAGGAUGAGAAGCCAGAUAAAGCAAAGGAAGAGAGCGAUCACAAAAAAGAAAAAGAUAUUAUGGAUGUCGAUGUAAAAGUGAAGGAAGAAAAACCUUUCAAAGACAUUCAAAGGAAACAGUCGUCUUUUCCUCCUCCUACCACAACAGAUGCAGUUAGAUUAAAAUGCAGAGAACUACUAGCGUCAGCUUUACAUGUUGAUGGAAAAGUUAUCGAUGGUUGUGCCAGUCCAGAAGAGUUAGCAGAAGAAUUGGAAGAAGCAAUCUAUGCAGAAUUUAAAAAUACUGAUAACAGAUACAAAAAUAGGGUUCGCAGCAGAGUUGCCAAUUUGCGCGAUGUAAAGAAUCCUAAUCUCCGGACGAACUUUUUGGUAGGUGCGAUCACGCCCGCUAGGUUAGCGGUAAUGACGGCAGAAGAAAUGGCAAGUGACGAGAUUAAACAACUACGUGAGCAAUUCAAGAAAGAGGCCAUCAAUGACGCACAACUUGCCACUGUGCAGGGAACCAAGACCGAUUUGCUCAAAUGUGGUAAAUGCAAGAAGCGCAACUGCACGUACAAUCAGGUGCAAACGCGUUCUGCCGACGAACCGAUGACUACUUUCGUGUUGUGUAAUGAGUGUGGAAAUCGAUGGAAGUUCUGUUAAGCUAUUGUUUCUUGAUCUAUAUUGUCGUGACAAAAUGUAUAUUUUAAUCAGCUUGAAAUUCACUAUUUAUAAGUUGAAUUAAACAUCAUGAUAUAUAUUGCGAUUUUUUAUU